Tachysurus fulvidraco (yellow catfish) is the source of this 1584-nucleotide messenger RNA. RefSeq names its product protogenin A. The transcript is spliced from 9 exons. The record is from RefSeq and is a predicted model, not a curated record. NCBI's taxonomy places the organism in Eukaryota, Metazoa, Chordata, Actinopteri, Siluriformes, Bagridae. The coding region runs from base 117 to 1424 and encodes 435 amino acids.
ACACACACACACACACACACACACACACACACACACACACACACACAAAUGUAGUUUAAUUCUUGAAAAGUGCAAGCUGAAGUUAAAAUUCCAGCAGUAAAGUGAAAGAGCCAGGAAUGCAUGAAGGUCUCUUGUUACUUCUGAUUUCAGUCCUACGGUGUGCAGAUGGAUCUUUUCUCAGACAAGAACUUACUGGGCCUAGUAUGGCCUUCUCAAAAUCUACAGCAAGUGCAAGCCUACCAGUGCACUUAGAAGUAGUGAUUCCCGUCCAAGGUGUCUCCUUAAUCCCUGAUCCCAACCCGCCUGUCAUCUAUGAGGGAGUGGGUUUUAAUUUGAGCUGUAAGGCCAGAAAGGGGACGCACCUCAAUUAUUCCUGGUACCACAACAUGCAGGAAGUGACCUCACCCUCGCCUCAUCAUCAUUUUGUUGGAAACAUGCUGACAGUAGACAGGGCUGAUGAAAGGCAUGCUGGGAGUUACUUAUGUAUGGCCAAAAAUGUGAUGAGAAACAUAACCAGAGUCUCCAGUAGUAUGGUGGUCACCGUCGUGGUAAAAAAAUACCUGUCAGAUCCCAGACUGUCUUUUACAGUUUACCAUGAUGGCUCAGGCUACUAUGCUAACAUCAGUUGUCGCUUGGCCUAUGGUAGCCCUCCAGUGACAUUCCAGCUGCUCCUGAAUGGGAAGCGUGUUGAUGUGCAGCAGGUGGAUUUACUGGAAGCUUGGUUUUCUCAGCCUGUCACAAUAGGACUGGAUAUGGGUUCAGUACAGUGCAUAGCAGAGAAUGACAUCCAGCAGCUUCUCAGUAACUCAGUAAAUCUAGAAGUCGCUCCAGUAACAGGGACUGCACAUGUCCAAGUGGAAUAUCUGCACAGAUUAGACUCUGUACAGACAGCUGCCCUGCUCCAGUGUGUGAUCACUACAGGGACUUUUCCUUUCUUCCUAUGGUCCUUCAACAGCUCCACCAUUCCCCUGGAUUCCAAUUCACUUACUUUUAUCCAACGUGACCAGUUCCUAGUUCUCACACACAUCAACCCUGAGAACUUGGGGUAUUACAGCUGUAGAGCGAGGGACAGUUUCAACUCUAACUCAUCCUGGGUGGAGAGUGAGGAUGUUUUGGUGGAGAUGUCAGAUUCAACAACCCGCUUUCAAACAAACACUGCUACAACAUAUGAAUUUACUGAUUUAGAAGCAACACCUAUAGAGGUCAUUGCUGUGGUUUUCUGCUGCUUUCUGUUCGUGAUGAUUGUGGGCGGAGCUUGCUGUCUCCUCAGGAGCAUAAACCUCGAGCGUGUACCCACAGACACAAACCAUCGUGUACACAGUCAUGAACAUAUCAGCCCUGAGAAUCAUCACACUAAACCGGAGACUAGGAACCACCCAUAUGUUGAAGAGAUGGAAACAUUGUUCAUGGACACGGAGGUCUAGGCUAAGGCAUGAUUGCUAAACUGAUCAGUUGUCUUGUAGAUCAAAUCUCAUGCAUAAACAUGAUGAAAAUGUGGACAGACUCAAACAAGAAUCCAUCAUCAUCUGUGUCGCAACAACUGUGGCAUUAUAAAGACAAACAGUAAUAAAUGUGUUGAAAUCA